Molecule: messenger RNA, 3001 nt
Organism: Hordeum vulgare subsp. vulgare (domesticated barley)
Lineage: Eukaryota; Viridiplantae; Streptophyta; Magnoliopsida; Poales; Poaceae
Product: RNA-binding protein 25
Exons: 7
Coding region: 86-2800 (904 amino acids)
Biological process (GO): mRNA processing
Molecular function (GO): RNA binding
Source: RefSeq, a predicted model, not a curated record
CCACAACAUCACGACGGCAUCAGCCUCCUCGCCGUGAACGAGCCCCAUCAACCCCCAUCGCUGCUCGGCUGCUCCUCUCCCAACCAUGGCGGCCGUGGCGCCUACCCACGACAACCUCGACCCCCCGCCGUCCACUCCUCCCAGCACGGCAACCCCACCUCAGGCCACCGCCACCGCCACCGCCACAUCCACCCCCCCGAACCCGGCAACCCCUAAUCCCCCGGCCUCCAACCCCACGAUGUCAAGCCCUAACCCUAACCCCGUCCCCGCCUCCGCCCCCGCCCCUCCUGUCGUCAUGCCGCUGAUGUCCCCUGCUCCGGUAUCCUUCGCCCCUUCCUUCCGGCCGCUGGGUGCACCGCCCCCGCCGCAGGUGCAGCAGUACGGCGCCAUACGUAAUCCGGGCUACCUGAUGGGACAGCAGAUGCAGCCGCCAGGCGUGCACCACGUGAUGCGCCCGCCGACCAUGUACGCGCCCCAGCCGGGUCCGUACAUGCAGCAGCCGGGCGUCGCCGUUCCUCCCGGCGUUCAUCGUUAUCCUGGACCAUACACUAUGAUGCGUCCAAUGUUCCCUCCACGCCCAAUGCCUCCUGUUGGUGUCGUGCAAAUUCAGCGGCCAGCAGUAAUUCCUGGAAUCCGUGGUGCUCCUCCUAUGGUAGCCCCUCCUGCCAGACCGCCUGCUCCAGCUGUUACAACUGUUGACAAACCACCAACUGCAGUUUAUGUCGGGAAGAUUGCCCCAACAGUGGACAAUGGUUUGCUUCUUUCACUUCUUCGGAUUUGUGGACCUGUCAAGAGUUGGAAGCGCACCCAAAAUCCAAGUAAUGGCAAACCAGUAGCAUUUGGCUUUUGUGAGUUUGAAUCUGCUGAAGGCAUCCUUCGUGCGACACGGUUGCUGAACAAAUUGAACAUUGAUGGGCAAGAACUAGUGGUUAAUAUUAAUGAUGCCACCAAAGAGUACUUGAAGAAACAUGUUGAAGAAAAGAAGAAGGUACACGAGAAUGCCAAAAAAGAAGAAGAUGAAGGUGGGGACGGGACCUCUGCUGUUGCUGAAAAUGAAUCAUUCAAGCUCAUUUCUGGUAAAACAGAUGAAACAGAAGAUUCUGGAGAUAAGGAUAGUGAAGAAAACACCAAGAAAUUUGGGAUUGUUACAAAUGAAGAUUCUGAGGCUGAUAAGGCUGCUGCAGAACAAAUACACAGUAUGAUUGAAGAGUGGUUAAAGACUCGACCCCUGCCGCCGCCGCCGCCACCCCCGCCGGUUCAACCAUCUGCUGAAAUCUCAUCCAAACAUAACAAUGGGGAGUCUGUUGUCGACAUGGCAAUGACUGAUUCUGAAGAUAAUAAUGAGGAUUACAUUGACAAAAGGACAGUUAGUGAAACUGAAAAGGCAGAAACUGACUCUCUUGAUAAGAGGAAAGAUAGAGAACAUGAUAAGGAGAAGCAGGAAAAAGAAAAAGAUCUUCAAAGAUAUGAGCGUGAGCGUGAGCGAGAAAGAGUCAGGAGGGAUAGAGACAAGGAACACAAGCAUAGAGAAGUGGAAAGGCUGUACAAAGAUCACCUUAAGGAGUGGGAAUCCAGGGAGAGAGAUAAAGAAUAUCAAAGACAAUACGAGAAGGACCGUGAGAAGGAAAAAGAACGUGAACGCAAAAGGGAGAUCAUGAAGCAGGAAGAUGAUAGCGACGAAGAGGAUUCAAGGAAAAGAAGACGAAGGGGCAGUAACGCACUUGAAGAGAGGAAAAGGCGGAGGCAACGUGAAAAGCAGGAAGACUUGGCGGACAAAUUAAAAGAGGAACAGGAAAUUGCUGAAGCAAGGAGGCGUGCAAUAGAGCUGCAACAGCAGGCAGAUGAAGCAGCUGCGGCAGAGUCUGCUAUAUUUAUGGAGGUUGAUGGUGAUGAUUGGAAGGAAACAGAUGCACAAAACAAGCCGAUUAUUUCAGAUGACGAUAAUGUUUUCAGCAUUGCUAAUGGCGUUGAUGCAGAUGAUGGCAAAUCUAACAAGGACUGUAACGGUGACGAAACAAGUACGGUACCUGGUCAAAUUCUAGAUAUCAAACAAAAUAGCAAUGCUCCAGCAAAGAAGUUGGGUUUUGGUUUGAUUGGCUCUGGUAAACGGACAUCUGUUCCAUCAGUUUUUGCUGAAGAGGAUGAUGAUGAUAAUAAGGAUAAACGUAUAAGACCUUUAGUACCUAUUGAUUACUCCACUGAGGAAUUGCAAUCUGUGGAGGCAGAUUCUUAUGCUGACCAACCAAAUAUUGUAGCAGCUGCUGAGUUCGCUAAGCGCAUCUUGGUAUCUAAUCAAAAGGAAGAGCAGCCUGAAACCGAAAGGAGUAGGAGAGCCAUUGAUAGAUCGACCCUAAGGGAUAAAAGUCGAAUUGAUGAAGAUGGUGCACGUCUUAGCGAUGACAGAAGAGAAAUAAUGCCUGAUCGAGACAAAGAUAAGCCCAAGUUAGAGAACAAGAAAAUAUUGGAUGCAAAACAAUUGAUUGACAUGAUUCCAAGGACAAAGGAAGAGCUUUUUUCCUAUGAUAUUAAUUGGGCAAUAUAUGAGAAGCAUGAGUUGCAUGAUAGAAUGAGGCCUUGGAUUUCGAAAAAGAUAAUUGAAUUUCUUGGUGAGGAGGAGUCGACUUUGGUGGAAUAUAUUGUUUCGUGCACCAAAGAUCAUGUCCAUGCAUCGAAAAUGCUGGAGCUCCUACAGUCAAUUUUGGAUGUUGAGGCUGAAAUGUUUGUCCUUAAGAUGUGGAGGAUGCUAAUAUUUGAAAUUAAGAAAGUUGAAGCAGGACUAUCAGGAAGAGGGAAGGCUUGAAGUUGAGGCAAUGGUCUUGUAUAACAUUUUUCUGCCUUUUGUCCGCAACUGUUUGUGCUAAGCUUAUGUUGUAAGACAGCUGCUGUAAACAUUUGAGUGAGAUCGAAUUACUGGUUCCCAUAUCUUCUGAUGUCUAUUGUAGAAAUGUAUACAUUAGUUUUUGAUGCUCAAUAGGUCAUUGUAGAAUCUGAAGUUGCUGCA